Messenger RNA from Caenorhabditis elegans, 486 nucleotides. RefSeq names its product Biogenesis of lysosome-related organelles complex 1 subunit 3 (gene Y39G10AR.32). The coding region runs from base 46 to 435 and encodes 129 amino acids. The record is from RefSeq and is marked reviewed. Lineage: Eukaryota; Metazoa; Nematoda; Chromadorea; Rhabditida; Rhabditidae. The transcript has 3 exons.
CGAAUUUCAAAAAUUACAUUUAUAUUUUCAGAUUUUCAUUUAAAAAUGUCUUCAAUGGCUUUUGACGGAGAAGCACCGGAGACUGACGAUGAAAUUGAAGAGGAAAAUUAUGGAAAAUCUGAACAACAAGAGAAAAUCACGAUUAAAGAGCAAAUUCCGGUCGACAAGAAGCUUGAGAAGCAUUGGACGCUCGCCGCAACGGAAUUAAUCAAUAGUUGUUACAAGAGAUCCGCGAAUCAGGAGAAAACGAUGCAAAAAGUGACGGAAUCCGCGGCAGAUUGUUUCACAUCGAUGCAGAACGUCGCCGCCAAAUUGAACGUGAUUCACACGAAUGUGACGAGGCUUGAGGAUUCGGUGGCCGAUCUGCUGGAGGCUUCGCAAUUGAUUCCCAAAAAUUUAUCUAAUUUUGAAUUGAAUAUUCCCGAAUUUAUUUAAUUUUACUUUAUUCUGCAGAAUUCUGUACAUAAAUAAAUUAUAAAUUAUUAC